Molecule: messenger RNA, 1290 nt
Organism: Engraulis encrasicolus (European anchovy)
Lineage: Eukaryota; Metazoa; Chordata; Actinopteri; Clupeiformes; Engraulidae
Product: carbonyl reductase [NADPH] 1-like
Exons: 4
Coding region: 79-912 (277 amino acids)
Molecular function (GO): carbonyl reductase (NADPH) activity
Source: RefSeq, a predicted model, not a curated record
UGGUGGAACAGAACUUGCUCCUCCACUCCACCAUCAAACGUUUGCGGUUGUAAGCUACUUUGUUGAAGAGCUGACACAAUGUCGAAAAAAGUUGCUGUUGUCACAGGUGCUAACAAAGGCAUCGGAUUUGCAAUUGUGAAGGGGUUAUGCAAAGCUGGAUAUACUGGCGACAUUAUUCUCACUGCCCGUAACGAGAAAUUGGGACAAGAGGCUUUGCAACAAGUGAAAGCGGAGGGACACCAAAACGUAUUGUACCAUCGCCUUGAUCUGUGCGACCAAAGCACUGCGGAAGAGCUCCGGAAAUUCUUGGAGAAUAAUUAUGGCGGGUUGGAUGUCUUGAUCAACAACGCUGGGAUGGCGUUCAAAGUGAGUGCAACUGAGCCAUUUGGUGAGCAGGCUGAUGUGACCAUGCAGACCAACUACUGGGGCACUCUGGCGGUGUGCAAGGCUCUCCUCCCCAUCCUGAAACCCAAGGCACGAGUGGUCAACGUCUCCAGCUUCGUCAGCAAGCGCUCUCUGGACAAGUGCAGUCCUGAGCUACAGGCAAAAUUCCGUAACUCGGACAUUACAGAAGAGGAGCUCGGAGGACUCAUGAAAGACUUUGUGCAGGCAGCUCAGAAGGGCGAUCACGAAGCCAAAGGAUGGCCUAACUCUGCCUAUGGCACAACAAAGAUUGGGGUGACGGUGCUGUCUCGGAUACAGGCGCGUGUUCUGAGCCAGACCAGGGCAUCGGAUGGCAUCCUGCUGAACGCCUGCUGCCCUGGCUGGGUGCGCACAGACAUGGCGGGCGAUAAAGCUCCCAAGAGCCCAGAGGAAGGAGCUGAGACUCCCGUGUACCUCGCCCUCCUGCCCGACGGAGCCACGGGGCCGCACGGACAGCUGGUCUGGGACAAAGAGGUGCAUGAGUGGUGAAGUGGACCACAGGUCAGCAACAGGCAGAAAAUAUCAUCAAUGAACCAUGACCCCAUUGAAAACAUUAUCAGCUACGUUUGGCCUUCUCAGCGUUGUCAUGCCUUUCUUAGAAUGUAUAUUGUCAUAUUCAUAAAGACUGCUUUAUAGAAAAUCUCAAGGAAUUUAUUUUUUGACUUACUCAAAUUCUUGCAAGAAAUAAUAAACUAACUGCUUACUUCAAACUUACUACAAAUGUACUGUAAUGUAACAAAACUGCUCUCUGCACUCUCUCUUACAAUUUUUGAACUCUUGAACAAAAUUGAGCUGUAUCAUUCACCACAUACUGAAUAAUCUAUGUGAAGGAAUAUUUUUCUAUUAAAUUGAUCAUGCCUUUUGUAA